This is a messenger RNA of Eptesicus fuscus (big brown bat), 1912 nucleotides long. It is a transcript of the gene ME2, whose product is annotated as malic enzyme 2. Gene Ontology annotation, biological process: pyruvate metabolic process; malate metabolic process. The record is from RefSeq and is a predicted model, not a curated record. The coding region runs from base 81 to 1835 and encodes 584 amino acids. Gene Ontology annotation, cellular component: mitochondrion. NCBI's taxonomy places the organism in Eukaryota, Metazoa, Chordata, Mammalia, Chiroptera, Vespertilionidae. The transcript is spliced from 16 exons. Gene Ontology annotation, molecular function: malate dehydrogenase (decarboxylating) (NAD+) activity; malate dehydrogenase (decarboxylating) (NADP+) activity; NAD binding.
CGCCCGGGCGGGGGCAGGUCCGCGGCCUCUCUGCCGGCAGCACCACCUGUCGCGGAGCGAGACGUCGGGUGAAAGAAAAGAUGUUGUCCCGGUUAAGAGUCGUUGCCACUCCUUGUUCUCUGGCAUGCCGGCAUGUACACACAAAAGAGAAAGGCAAGCCACUCAUGUUGAACCCAAGAACAAACAAGGGAAUGGCAUUUACAUUACGAGAAAGACAAAUGCUUGGUCUUCAAGGACUUCUACCUCCCAAAAUAGAGACACAAGAUAUUCAAGCCUUACGAUUCCAUAGAAAUGUGAAAAAAUUAAGUUGCCCUUUGGAAAAAUACAUCUAUAUAAUGGGAAUACAAGAAAGAAAUGAGAAAUUGUUUUAUAGAAUACUGCAAGAUGAUAUCGAAAACCUGUUGCCAAUUGUAUAUACACCAACAGUUGGUCUUGCCUGCUCCCAAUAUGGACACAUCUUUAGGAGACCUAAGGGAUUAUUUAUUUCAAUCUCAGACAGAGGUCAUGUUAGAUCAAUUGUGGAUAACUGGCCAGAAAAUCAUGUUAAGGCUGUUGUGGUGACUGAUGGCGAGAGAAUUCUGGGUCUUGGCGAUCUGGGCGUCUAUGGAAUGGGAAUUCCAGUAGGAAAACUUUGCUUGUAUACAGCUUGUGCAGGGAUACGGCCUGACAAGUGCCUGCCUGUGUGCAUUGAUGUAGGAACUGAUAAUCCAGCACUGUUAAAAGAUCCAUUUUACAUGGGCUUAUAUCAAAAACGAGAUCGAUCACAACGUUAUGAUGAUCUGAUUGAUGAGUUUAUGAAGGCCAUUACUGACAGGUAUGGACGGAACACACUUAUUCAGUUUGAAGACUUUGGAAAUCAUAAUGCAUUCAGGUUCUUGAGAAAAUAUCGAGAAAAAUACUGUACCUUCAAUGAUGAUAUUCAAGGGACAGCUUCAGUAGCUCUCGCAGGUCUUCUUGCAGCACAAAAAGUUGUUGGUAAAUCACUCUCAGAACACAAAAUCUUAUUUCUUGGAGCAGGAGAGGCUGCUCUUGGAAUUGCAAAUCUUAUAGUUAUGGCUAUGGUAGAAAGUGGCCUCCCAGAAGAAGAGGCACAAAAGAAAAUUUGGAUGUUUGACAAGUUUGGUUUAUUAUUUAAGGGGCGGAAAGCUAGAAUAGACAGUCAUCAGGAAUCAUUUGCGCACUCAGCCCCAGAGAGCAUACCUGAUACUUUUGAAGAUGCAGUAAAGAUACUUAAACCUUCAGCUAUAAUUGGAGUUGCAGGAGCUGGCCGGCUUUUCACUUCUGGUGUAAUCAAAACCAUGGCUGAUAUCAACGAAAGGCCUAUAAUCUUUGCAUUAAGCAAUCCUACAACAAUGGCCGAGUGUACAGCUGAAGAAGCAUAUACACUUACAGAGGGAAGGUGUUUGUUUGCCAGUGGCAGUCCUUUCGAGCCGGUGAAACUAAGUGAUGGGCGAGUGUUCACGCCAGGCCAAGGCAACAAUGCGUAUAUUUUUCCAGGAGUGGCUUUAGCUGUUAUUCUCUGUCACACCCGGCAUAUUAGUGACCAUGUUUUCCUAGAAGCUGCAAAGGCACUGACAAGUCAAUUGACGGAUAAAGAGCUAGCUCAAGGGAGACUUUAUCCCCCUUUUUCCAAUAUUCAGGAAGUUUCCAUUAACAUUGCUAUUAAAGUUACAGAAUACCUGUAUGCUAAUAAAAUGGCUUUCCGAUACCCAGAACCUGAGGACAAGGCCAAGUAUGUUAGAGAAAGAAUAUGGCGAAGUGAAUAUGACUCCAUGCUGCCAGAUAUGUAUGAAUGGCCAGAAUCUGGAAUAAGCCCUCCCGCGCUACCAGAAUAGACGCACCCACCAAUAAAUACUGUCUGUGCUUCAGGGAACCCCUUUUUUCAGACAAAAAUAUAAUGUUCUCAAAUUUA